Lachancea thermotolerans CBS 6340 is the source of this 720-nucleotide messenger RNA. It is a transcript of the gene NRK1, whose product is annotated as ribosylnicotinamide kinase. NCBI's taxonomy places the organism in Eukaryota, Fungi, Ascomycota, Saccharomycetes, Saccharomycetales, Saccharomycetaceae. The coding region runs from base 1 to 720 and encodes 239 amino acids. The transcript has 2 exons. Gene Ontology annotation, cellular component: cytoplasm. The record is from RefSeq and is a predicted model, not a curated record. Gene Ontology annotation, molecular function: ATP binding; kinase activity.
AUGGAGUCUCCGCAGGUACUUCUUGUUGGGAUCAGUGGCUGCUCGUCGAGUGGGAAAACAACCUUAGCAAAACUGUCCGCGGAACUGCUGCCUACUGCUGUUUUGAUACACCAAGAUGACUUUUUCAAGCACGAUGAAGAUAUUCCGUUCAACGAUAAAUACCAAAUACGUGACUGGGAUUCACCUGAAGCUUUAGACAUGAAUUUGUUCGGUAAGGAGCUCGAUCACAUCAAAAAAACAGGUAGCGUAUCCACGACCUUAAUCCAUAACAACAACCAUGACAAUUCUGGAGCCGCUGAAGUGAGACCUGAAACUCAAAAAGAGGUCAAAACCAAGUUUGCAAAGGCCUUCGAGGGGACAAAUACCAAGGUUGUUUUUGUCGAUGGCUUCAUGAUGUUUAACGAUCAAAACAUAAAGUCGAAAUUUGACUUAAAGCUGCUUGUUAGAGCUCCUUAUGGGACCCUAAAGAAGCGCCGGGCUGCUAGAAGCGGAUAUCAGACAUUGGACUCGUUUUGGAUUGACCCUCCAUACUAUUUCGAUGAAUUUGUGUAUUCUUCGUAUGCUCGCAGCCACUCUCAAUUAUUUGAAGAUGGCAAUGUCGAGGGCGUGCUCAAGAAAGGUUCCGGAAUCCUUGAUUUUAUUAAUGAUGAUAGCACUGAUAUUAAUGAUGCAUUACUGUGGGUUUGUAAUUGUGUUGUGUCGAUGGCACAAAAAAAGUGA